ACAUCUGCCCCAGCCCCAGCCCAGAAACAACAAACAGCCAACUUCCUGCGCGCCCCGGGGCGGGCGGGCGGAACCAGCGCGCGGUGGCAACGUGUUCAUGUGCUGAAGCAGCACAACAGAGAUGAGUCAGGCGGGGCUGCAGGGCCUGACAGGGUUUCCUUCCCCAGUUCCCCAGCAAUGCGUUCUUGGACGGGAGCAGCCGGGGGCGGGGGCGGGGGUACCCCACCUUCAAACCCCCAGGCAACAGGUCAAGCCGGGGACAUGCGUGCAAUGCGUAAAAAUAGGCAGGCGUCUGUGGGCCAGUUUCGGUAGCUUUUUAAAGAAACUGUUAGGGAGCCAGCCCCGUGAACAUGGGUGUUUUAAGUUGCACGUGCAUUUGAAGCUUACAUGGGUUUUAUACACACACACACACACACAUACGCACAUAUACAUGCAGGCUUUCACAGGGUAGACAGAGGUGCAUUAGGAAGUGAUCCUUUUCCAAGUGUGUGUUCAUUUAUUUUUCUCUUCUCUCCCCCCCCCCUUUUUUUUUCCUAUUUGCUUGUGGUUUUCAGUGGCAAGAACAGCAAGGAAAAGGAAGACUUCCCCUGAGCCGGAAGGAGAGGUCGGCCCCCCGAAGAUCAACGGGGAGGCCCAGCCGUGGCUGUCCACGUCCACGGAAGGGCUCAAGAUCCCCCUGAACCCGACACCCUCGUUUGUGUCUCCGCCGCCGCCCACAGCCUCGCCCCAUUCCAACCGGACCACCACGCCGCCCGAAGCUGCCCAGAACGGCCAGUCCCCCAUGGCAGCCCUGAUCCUAGUAGCAGACAAUGCGGGGGGCAGCCACGCCUCCAAAGAUGCCAACCCGGUGCACUCCACCACCAGGAGGAAUAGCAGCAGCCCGCCCUCUCCGUCCUCUAUGAACCAAAGAAGGCUGGGCCCCAGGGAGGUGGGGAGCCAGGGGGCCGGCGGCACCGGAGGACUGGAGCCCGUGCACCCCGCCAGCCUCCCGGACUCCUCCCUGGCGGCCAGCGCCCCCCUGUGCUGCACCCUCUGCCACGAGCGCCUGGAGGACACCCACUUCGUGCAGUGCCCGUCGGUCCCUUCCCACAAGUUCUGCUUCCCUUGCUCCAGACAGAGCAUCAAGCAGCAGGGGGCCAGCGGGGAGGUCUACUGCCCCAGCGGGGAGAAGUGCCCCCUGGUGGGCUCCAACGUCCCCUGGGCCUUCAUGCAAGGGGAGAUCGCCACCAUCCUGGCCGGAGACGUGAAAGUGAAAAAAGAGAGAGACUCGUGACUUCCCGGUUUCGGAAAAACCCGAUGGCAACCCUUAACGAAAACUGCUUGAACUGUAUAUAUAUAAUCUCCAUAUAUAUAUUAUAUAUAUAUAUAUCCAAGACAAGGGAAAUGUAGACUUCAUAAACAUGGCUGUAUAAUUUUGAUGAUUUUUUUUGAAUACAUUGUGUUUCUAUAUAUAUAUUUUUUUUUGACGACAAAAGGUAUGUACUUAUCAAGGCAUUUUUCUUCUUUUGUUAACGUUAUUAGCCUAUCUCUGUGCUUCACUAUCUUGGUGACAGUGACCAGUUCCAUGUAGGCUGUGACUUGCGCUGCUUUUUUAGAGCACUUGGCAACCCCCCCCCCCAACUGCUUCUAGCUGUAUUUGUAAUGCACUUAUUUUAAAAAGAAGAAAAAAAAAAGCCAAAUACAUUUUCUGACGUUGUAA
Messenger RNA from Myotis brandtii (Brandt's bat), 1699 nucleotides. It is a transcript of the gene IRF2BP2, whose product is annotated as interferon regulatory factor 2 binding protein 2. The transcript has a single exon. Gene Ontology annotation, cellular component: nucleus. Lineage: Eukaryota; Metazoa; Chordata; Mammalia; Chiroptera; Vespertilionidae. Gene Ontology annotation, molecular function: transcription corepressor activity. Gene Ontology annotation, biological process: regulation of transcription by RNA polymerase II. The record is from RefSeq and is a predicted model, not a curated record. The coding region runs from base 782 to 1273 and encodes 163 amino acids.